Messenger RNA from Opisthorchis viverrini, 756 nucleotides. RefSeq lists its product as hypothetical. The record is from RefSeq and is a predicted model, not a curated record. Gene Ontology annotation, biological process: regulation of synaptic transmission, cholinergic; sleep; positive regulation of voltage-gated potassium channel activity. The transcript has 3 exons. Bases 1 to 480 code for a protein of 159 amino acids. Lineage: Eukaryota; Metazoa; Platyhelminthes; Trematoda; Opisthorchiida; Opisthorchiidae.
AUGCGCGUGUUCGUGGGAGUUAUUCUUGCCCUGGUUUAUGGUCAUGUAAACAUGACCGAAAUGGGAUUUGGCCCGAACCUGAGGUGCUACCAGUGCAAUUCUCUGACCCAGCCACGUUGCGCUGACCACUUUGAUAACCGUACAAUGAUCCUUACUCCAUGUCCUGAUGAUGGACGAAAUUAUUCAAGAUGUGUUAAAAUGAUUCAAGAAAUGUACUUGGAUGGAAAAUGGACUCGCCGUUACUAUCGUGAUUGUGCAGUCACUGGUGUCAUCGGACUCGAAGAUGGUCGGUGGUGUCUAGACCGAAAAGGGGUAUAUCGAGUGAAAGUUCGGUACUGCAACUGCAACAAUAAGAAUGGGUGUAAUGGGACUAAACGCUAUGCUCCACAUAAUUCCUUCUUUUUGAUUAUGUGUGUGAUUUCUUGUCUAUUAGUUGAUGUGCUCAUGAGAAUUUGGGUAGAUGUUGAUGAAAAAACGUGAAAUAUCUAAUUAUCUCGUGACAUAAAUGAGAAGUUCUCACUAUGAUGUGUAAAAAUGGUCGGCUGUUUAAUCUGCACAAUACUCGGUGAAAAGUGUUUCAGAAAUUGCCCUUGAAAUCUACUUUCAUUUAAUUAAUGCUCCAUAAAACUUACCCACAUUUGAAUGGACUGUUUUAUGGCAUUCUUUGUUUUCUUUAAAACCUUUAUAAUUUCCCGAGAACGUGUGGUUUCAUGUCAAAUUUUACUCAGAUUAAGUGUGUUCAAUAAUAAGUCCACU